Marmota flaviventris (yellow-bellied marmot) is the source of this 3758-nucleotide messenger RNA. RefSeq names its product protein phosphatase 1 regulatory subunit 3B (gene Ppp1r3b). Gene Ontology annotation, cellular component: protein phosphatase type 1 complex. Gene Ontology annotation, biological process: regulation of glycogen catabolic process; regulation of glycogen biosynthetic process. The record is from RefSeq and is a predicted model, not a curated record. NCBI's taxonomy places the organism in Eukaryota, Metazoa, Chordata, Mammalia, Rodentia, Sciuridae. Gene Ontology annotation, molecular function: protein phosphatase regulator activity; glycogen binding; protein phosphatase 1 binding.
CUCACGUAGUCGGUGGCAGCGGCCUCCCUGCCACCUCCCCCCUAGUGUCUCCGAUGCGGCCAUCGAGUUGCCGAGGGGGCUUCUCCGCCGCCGGAAAGGGUUCUGACCUAUCCAUCUAGCCCCAUGAUGGCUGUGGACAUAGAGUACAGAUACAACUGCAUGGCCCCAUCCUUGCGCCGCGAGCGGUUUGCCUUCAAGAUCUCCCCCAAGCCCAGCAAGCCGCUGAGGCCUUGCAUUCAACUGGGCAGCCGGAAUGAAGCCAGCGGGCUGGUGGCCCCUGCGGUGCAGGAGAAAAAGGUGAAAAAGCGGGUGUCCUUCGCAGACAACCAAGGACUGGCCCUCACAAUGGUCAAAGUGUUCUCGGAAUUUGAUGACCCAUUAGAUAUUCCCUUUAACAUCACCGAGCUCCUAGACAACAUUGUGAGUCUGACGACAGCAGAGAGCGAGAGCUUUGUUCUGGAUUUUUCACAGCCUUCUGCAGAUUACUUGGACUUUAGAAAUCGACUUCAGGCCAACCAUGUCUGCCUCGAAAACUGUGUGCUGAAGGACAAAGCCAUCGCAGGCACCGUGAAGGUGCAGAACCUGGCAUUCGAGAAGAUUGUGAAAAUCAGAAUGACAUUUGACACCUGGAAAAGCUUCACAGACUUUCCUUGUCGGUAUGUGAAGGACACUUACGCUGGUUCAGACAGGGACACGUUCUCCUUUGACAUUAGCUUACCUGAGAAAAUUCAGUCUUAUGAAAGAAUGGAGUUUGCUGUGUGCUACGAGUGCAAUGGCCAGGCGUACUGGGACAGCAACAGGGGCAAAAACUAUCGGAUCAUCCAGGCUGAGUUGAAAUCCACUCAGGGAACCGUGGAGCCACAUAAUGGACCGGAUUUUGGAAUCUCCUUAGACCAGUUUGGAAGCCCUCGGUGUUCCUACGGUCUGUUUCCCGAGUGGCCUAGUUACUUAGGAUAUGAAAAGCUAGGGCCCUACUAUUAGUGACUGCAGUUCACAGGUGUGUGGCCCUGGUCACCAUGCAAUGGAGAAGCCAAGAGAAGAGCCGAAUGAACUGCUGUUAGGCCCAGUUUUCACAAAGAAAGAAUCCUGUCUAUUUUUUUUCUUAAACCAGCACAUUCAGCCAGGUUUAGAUCAUAGAACUGGUUUCUCAUUCAGAGGGUUCGCUGGGUCCUCUGUGGCACCCAAGGUGGCCACUUGGGAAUGAGCAGGAUGCUGCCAGAAAGAGUCGGGUAGGAACCAAGCCUGUGGGCAGUGUGGCGAGGCCGGAGGAGCCUGACCUCUUCUCUACACCCAGAUGUGGGAAGCAGUCACCCCCAUCAGACCCUCUCCAUCGACGUCUGGGUUCUCUGCAUCCGCCAGGUCUUUUCUGCUGCUGCUGUUCAUAUCUACUCAGAAGCACCCCUUAUCUCUGUGCUGUGACACAACAGCCUGACAUUAUGUCACCCAUUUGUAAUAACAGCUACAGAAGAGAGAUGGGAUCUGCUCAUUUUUUGUGCAAAUUAUGUUUUGCAUUUCAUUUUUUUCCACCGUUCAUCCAAUGUUCAGGAAAAGAUAAUAAAGGCUUGUGACAGAGGCAGGAAUUUCCUCCUCCCAUCUUCCUGAACCCACAUCCAUAUUCCACAGAGAGCAACACACCAUUAUGGAAAGUCACUGGCUCCUGUGUGGGGUCGCAGAUUGCAGGGUUAUUACAAGGCAGGACAGUCAUGAGUUUUAGCUUUUCUUCUUGGCUUUUGGGGGAGCUUUCUAAGCACUUACUUUCACCCCGAGUCACCAGAAGGCUCAAUGACAAGAUUUGUUUUCACUUGCUUGGCUGCUUUGCUAGCCUCAUUCUCUACAGAAGAAUUGUAGAUCUCAUUUCCUGGAGAGUCAUCUUUUAUGCUGUGUUUGGGACACUUGAUUUGCAGAUCCAGCAUAUCCUCAAAGCCUUCAGAAAAUGUUUGGUUUUAUUUUGACUGUGAUAUACAAUAUCCAGGACACUUUACAAGCACCCAGGGACAUUGAUUUGGGUGUUCUUAUUUAUGGUGUGUGAAUAUGUAAAGGGAUAGGGGAGAAAAACCUCACUACAUUCUCAUAUGUUAUUUUAAAUGUUUGCCAACUCUGAAAUAUCAGAGAUUAAUUAUUUUUAACCAUAUUGGACUAAAGCAUGUUGGUUAAUGCUAUUGUGAGACUCCUGGGACAUUCAUUGUCAGGUGGAUCCCCCAAACCUGUGAUUUUUUCUUGGGUAGGAUUGGUUUUUAAAUUAGGGGUGUAUGAAAAAUAUUUUUACAUGUAUAUUUGUAGAAAUCUGAAUUUUUUUUCUGGUUUUUGUUUGGUUUUGGAGUUGGGUUAAAAGACUGUUCAAUUCUCUUUUUUGCCUGAUUUUACGAAAGUGUACGUCGUUGCCUGGAUUCAGGGGCACAGCUGCUGGACUUGCCAAGCAGAGUCUCUUGCUUGAAUUUUUCCAGAAUAAUUAGAAACAACCUCCUGAUUUGUGACUUUGUACAUUGAUAUCAGGCAGACAUUGAGUGCCUUCGCUCCUAGAGUUUUGUGGUUGGGUUUUUUGUUUUGUUUUUAGUUUUUCAUUUUUGAACUUUAAAAUGUUUUGACUUUUUAAAUGCUCAGUGAUAUUUGGUAUAAUCCUUGUUCCUAAAACUGGCUGUUACUAGUCUUCAAUCUAGUGCUUUUUUUUUUUUUAAUGCCUCUUCCAAGUGGGUUACAUUCUGAUUACAUGAUAAUAUAAUUUAUGAGGAAGUCACAUUUUUAUUUUAUGGCUGAUAUUGGGCAAGACUGUGUUUUAUCUAAAUAUACCGUACUACAUCAGGUACUCAGAUGGUACUUGAGAUGUUACAAAUUUGGUGGUCAGAGCUAUUAAUAGCAUAAGUCUAAGUCAAAUGGCAGCAAAACUGAUCUCAUGUAGGUCAUGAAUUUUGCUUUGUGUUAAUAAGUGUCACGUCCCAAUGUAGGAAGGGAACAAGGCACACUGUUAUUUACAGGUCACCAAAAUAAGGAUCAUUCCAUGUUCAGAAGAAAGGGGCCUCAACUGGUUCUAGAAGAAAGCCUGUUUGGUUUUAUGUAAUAAUGAUCCUAAGACAUUCCCUUGUCAAAAUUUGAAAUAUAAUAAAUUCAGUGAUAAGCAUCUCUUCCCUUUUUUCCUCCCAGCCCACCUCAGCUUUUUUUUUGCUGGGGGGCAAUGGUUGCAAGCCCCCAGUCUGCACACCUGGGGUGCUUACCCCACCGCUCAGUUCAGAAGGCAAGUCCUCACCUGCUUUCCAAAGAGCCUUUUUCUCCAAUGAAAGAAUCUGCUUGCCUGACUUCUGUCAUCAGGGCUGUCAUUUAUUGGGGUAGAUGUACCUGAAGAACUGUGUGUGUCCUCAUUGCAGUCUUUCUCCAUUUGGCCUGGUCUGUCCCAUGAUUCUCAAAUGACCUCAAGAAUCUCACUGAGGGACUCUGCCCUGAUUUCAUAGCUCACCAUCAAUGGAUAAGGCUUAUACACUUCAGAGGGUGAUCAGUUCCUUAGAUGAAAAUUUCACUACAGCCUGACCUUUGGACUUCCCUUCACACAGCUCUUGGUUAUGGUGACGAAUAGCCCCAGUCGCAUUGUCCUUCCCAGAUUGCCCAGAAGGACCAACCACCUGCCAUUGUGCAGUUGUCCAGAACUGUGUUGUCAGAUGCAAUACUCUAGAAAUGGGGAAACAACGCCAUUUUUGUUUCAUAUUAUUUCCCAAAAUGCCCUGGGGUGCUUUUGCAAAUUGGAUGCAAUAAAUAAGAUGGACUAUCUA